Arabis nemorensis is the source of this 615-nucleotide messenger RNA. NCBI's taxonomy places the organism in Eukaryota, Viridiplantae, Streptophyta, Magnoliopsida, Brassicales, Brassicaceae. The record is from the annotation of a GenBank genome assembly.
AUGCAGAAGCAGAGUAUGCUUCAUUCCGAGCGCCUAAUAUUUGGCUUGAAAUGUGACGGUUCAAUAAAAGCUAGUGCAUCUCCUAGUCCUAGAUGGAUAUGGCGCAGCAGUGGAGUCAGCUUGUCGUUUCUAAGAGCUAAAGCUUCAUCAAUGAGCAUAAACAUGGCACAUAAACCCUUCACGGGGAUAGCAAAAUGCGUAGUUGAAGCGGAUGAAAAUGAAGAUCUAUGUCCUGUGGAGUGUGUCACUGAGUUCAAGACAGAUGAUGAAUUACUUAGGGUCCUUGAAAAAGCCAAAGAAACUAAUUCUUUGGUUGUGGUUGAUUUCUAUCGUCCUUCAUGUGGGAGUUGUAAAUACAUAGAGCAAGGCUUCUCUAAGCUGUGCAAACAAUCUGGUGACCAAGAAGCUCCUGUUAUCUUCCUUAAGCAUAAUGUGAUAGAUGAAUAUGAUGAACAAUCUGAAGUCGCUGAAAGGUUACGUAUCAAGUCGGUUCCUCUCUUCCACUUUUACAAAAAUGGAGUUCUAUUAGAAGCAUUUGCAACUAGAGACAAGGAGAGGAUUGACGCUGCUAUUCUCAAAUAUACGUCCUCCGAAUCUUCAACUACACUGGAUUAA